Molecule: messenger RNA, 17133 nt
Organism: Pocillopora meandrina
Lineage: Eukaryota; Metazoa; Cnidaria; Anthozoa; Scleractinia; Pocilloporidae
Source: the annotation of a GenBank genome assembly
AUGGAACGAUUUGGAGGGUCACUCCCUGUAAAAGGAUACAGCGGUGAAUUGGCUGGGAAAAAACGAGUGCAGCUUCCAGCAGAUCAUGGAAAAGGUUUGUUAUUUUGUGUUUAUGUUUAAGUGUCAAACUCCAGGUGUGUUGUUUCAAUGUGAUUUGUACGUGCGUGAAAUAAUUUUGCGCGCUCUACUGGAGCGUUAAAAUGACCUCUCUAAAUUUAUGGAUCGUCUAAAAAAACCAAUUUGUGACAAAGUUUUUCUUGUCUAGAAAAAGAAGCACGUGUUAUCGGUAUGUAUGUGGUCGUGCGUGUUUCUUUACGAAUGAAUUGAACUGUUUGUCAACCACAGCCUACAAACGCUUGACAACAUUCAAUUAAAGUACAGAAGCUUUCCGCUAAGCCUAAUUGAUUGAAAUGGAAAACAAUAAUUUGGUAUCAUAAGCUUUCACGCGCGAACAUUUAUAAUUCAUAUCAGCUUCGAGUUAAAAAAAUUUCUUUAAACUUAACUUACCGCCUAUCAAAUGGAAUCGGGAAGAAUUUUAUCUUGAAGAAGCUUGAAUAGCGAAGUAACAUACUUGAUCCUAUUUAAGAAAAUCAUCCAAAGAAAACAAAAAGCUAAGAUUGUGAUAGAUUAGAAAUCAGUGAACACAUUUCCCAUUCGUUUGUGUUCUAUAUCGUUUUUAAAGAAUAUCAUAUCUUAUAAUGUCACUAUCAAAAAUUCUACCCAAUACACAAUUGUAUCUACAUACAGGUUACACCUCUUACGACUCCAGUAAUUUGUUUCACAGCACCCCCAAAAUAAAGGUAAAUGUUUCUUUCUCAGCAAAGCGACAACAGUAUGGCAAACCUGGGCGCCUGUAUCUUAUUAGUUAGUUCAUCUUCACAGUUAUUUUAUUCCUUCUUUCUUAACCCUUUCACCUCCAAGAUUUCAUUAGUAAUUCUCCUUCCUGUCUGCCAUACAAUUCUUAUGAUAUUACUUCAGAGAAUUUGGUGUUGGAUCAACUAAAAUCUCCUUUUUUGUAAUUUUUGUUUUAUUUUCCUUACUUGUCUACUUGAUAUUGUAGGAAAAAAUUUUGUCUUGCUUAAAAGUAGUGUUUGACCACAAGUUUACAUUCAGAUCAGUGGUUCCCUUGUAACAUAAUGGUGCUGAUGUUUACCUUUUGGCAAAAAUUUUGCAUUUUAAUGGUUAGAGAGUAACCCAGUUGUAUGUCUAGUUCAUCAAACCUUUAACUCCCAAGUUCAACUUUAAAAUUCUCUCAUUCUCAGCAGCCAUGUUUCAGUGUUAUUAGUGAAGAAAGUUUGUUGCAUGAUCAAGAUAAUACCUCAUAAGUGGACAAGUUGUUAAUUCUUGUCACUUCUCUGCUAAAUAAAAUAUUGAUUAAUACUAUAUGCUAAUCAAGAAUUUUAGUAAAAGAGUUGGUGAAUUGACCACUUUAUAAACAUCCUUUACUAACUAUAUCUAAUGCACUAUAUUUCAAUGUUAGCUGAUUAUAUAUGGACAGGGUCUAUUCAUACUUUUUAAAAUAGAAUUGUGUUUCCUGUAAAAAAGCCUUGUAUAUUUUUAUUUUUAUUUAUCACUGAACUCCACAUUGCGAUCUUCAGCCCAUAUCUUCAUCAUAUUCAACAACAUUACCAAGUGGUUACAAGACCAGAACAACCAAUACAAGCUUUCAGACAGGUGUAAGCCCAUCUCGGUCACAGCGCAGUAAAUCUCCAACACGUAGCACAAGUCCUGGCCGUCGACCAGUGAGUCCAAAUUUGCAUACAACAACAAGUCCAAGACUACACAACAGAUCUCUGUCUCCUAAUAGUAAACAGGUCAGUAAAGCCAAGUUUCCUAACAGUCAGUUUAGAUCUUCAGCUAUUUAAGAUUAAUAAACAGUGCUGAAACAAUUCAAUCAGACUUCAUGUAGUUAUAUCAGGUUACAUGUGUUAGUAAGUAGGGUCAAGAGAAAAUUGUCUCCAUGUCCAAAAUGCUAAUUGUUAGGAGAGGCUGUCAAGGGCAAUGUUUGCUAGUGUAGGUGAUGUGACAAGGAAACUUGCCAACAAAAUUAUAGAUUAUAGUGGUUAGGAAAUUUCUAAUCCUGCAAGCAUUUCCUCACAAGAGUUGAUGAAAAGGUUUUAUCAUAUUUAUUAUUCCAUUUACACAUACUAAGCUUUUGAUUUUGCCAAAACUAAUAAAUUCAGGAGAUGUUGCACAUAGGAACUUAGCAAUGGUCUUCAUAAUCUCACUGCUGAGGUCUCUGUGGCUCAGUUGUAAAGCAUCAGAGCUUGAAAUUAGGUGUUGAAGACUCAGAUUUUCUUUUUCCCAUGUUAGUAAUAUAAGCAAUAACAUCUUUCUUUAAGUUUUCUGCUAACAAGGGAAUAGCUUUUAAAACAAUUUUGUUUUAUUCUAACAUGAUGACCAUUUUUGUUUUAGCUCUCUGACGUAGAUAGUGACACAAUACAAAGGCAGAGACGAGAACUUCAGCUGCUUAUUGGGGAACUCAAAGAUAGAGACAGGUAUUUGCAUGAAAGUAGAAAAACAAAAAAACAAACCAAAAAAACCCACCCCAAAACUCCUUUUUAGCCCUAAACAGUCUUGGUUAAUUCAACUUAAACAAUUUUAGAACAGACAUUUUGCAACAUGAAUUAGUUUGAAUAGUACGAUUUUGGUAUUAUAAACUGAAGAACUCAGAAGAAACACAAAAAUAGACAUCAAAAGACCAGAUGACAUUUCACCAAAAAAAGCAGCAGAAAGGGAAAGAAUAGGAGAAAAAAAUUGCUGCACCUUACCACAGAGGUCCAUGGCAACUGUAGAUCCUGCACAGCUAUAAUACAAAUACUGUUAAUCCCAUCAAGUAAAUCCUUCAAAUUUUUCAGCCUCUGAUCAGCAGGAUUUACUUUAGUCCUAAAUUUGCUUUGCACUCUUGAGCACUCUGUUACUGCAGAAACUUGUGCACUGUGUCAUGUGCCCUCUCAAAUUUUUUUCCUAUUUGUUCUGUAAAACUAGAGAAUUGAAUGAUAUGGUACAAGCUCAUCAAAAACAGAUAGUGGCUUGGGAGGAGGACAGACAAAGGGUGAGGGUGCUUAAGAUUUUAUUUGUCUUUAUUUUUUCUACUUGUUCUGUAAAACUAGAGAAUUGAAUGAUAUGGUACAAGCUCAUCAAAAACAAAUAGUGGCUUGGGAGGAGGACAGACAAAGGGUGAGGGUGCUUAAGAUUUUAUUUGUCCUUAGUGGUUUUCAAUUUUAAAGAAAAAACAGCUUUGCAACGGUUGUGACAGUUGGCAUCACAUUAAGUGCAUUGAUAUGGAUGUCGAGACUUAUGUCGCUCUGAGUUACUCUCAAGAUCAAUGGUUUUGUAAAGCCAACAAUUGUAACUGGCCUUUUGAUUUCUCCGACUCGUCUUUCGAGUCUUCGUUCUCUUUGGAUAUGGUUCAGAUUUCAACACCUGCUCAUAAUGAUUCAAGUGUCACCCCUACUCUGCGGCAUAACGAUCAACUGGAGAAUCAAAGGAAUAUCUGUAAUGAUAUCCUGUUAUGUCACUUGAAUAUAAACAGCAUACAAAACAAAUUUGAGGAGCUUGUCGCUUUAAUCAGGAAACUAAAAAUUCAUAUAAUAUUUAUCAGCGAAACAAAAAUUGAUUCCACAUAUCCUGAUAGCCAAUUUGCCAUUCCUGGCUAUACAUUAUACCGUAAUGACAGAAAAAAAAAGGAGGUGGAGGCAUCCUGGUUUAUAUAUCCACACUACUGCCUUGUAGAAGGCUUAAGAUUACCAGGACCUAUAAGACACUGGAACCCCUCGCAGUUGAGAUUAGGCUUGGCACAUUUGAAAUGGUUGUUAUCGGCGUCUACCGUCCACCCAAAUCAGUAUCUGGUGAUUAUCAACUACAACUGGAAGGGGAACUUAAUGCACCUGGGCCUCUUUAUGGAGAAACUUUGUCACUGUCAUUGGCGAUAUUAAUCUUGAUAGACUUAGACCAGAUAAAAGUGAAGGGAAAUUACUCUUAGAUUUGGAAGUGGAACAAGAACUCACAUGUCUUAUUGAUAAACCAACACGCACGGAGAAGAAAGGUCUAUGUCACACCUCUACCCUCAUUGAUGUGUUGUUGACAAAUAAACCAGAGCGAUUUAAGUGAAUACAAGUUCAUAGCUAUGGGUUGAUCAACUCCAAGCUUCAACAUCCCCCAUAUAUUAGCUUAUUGAUACCAAAAUUUGGAACAAUUUGUAAUUAACAUACCAUCAGUAAUUGUUUUAAAAAGGAACAUUUGAAGUUUGAGAGCACUGAUAUAUUCCAUUUCUGUUGACAUCCCACUGCAUUUAGGUGUUUGCUCUUGAGAAGCGAUCUUCCAGGCUUGAAAGUAAGUGAGGUUUUAUGUUCUUGAAAUACUGUAAGUUACAAUGCACUGUACUGUAAAAUCAUGAAUUUCUAAGAAAGUGGAGUUGAUAAAGUUUUCUACACUUACAGGUGAACUCAAAAGUAGAAAUGAACAAAUGAAGGCAUUACAAGCAAGGUAUUGUUUAUUAUUAUUAAUAUAGAUACUGAUGAAAUACCAGGAUUUUUCCUUUUACUAAAAAAUCAUAUCUUCAUUGCGCGCAGUGAAGAUACUAUUUUUAUCUUUGAAGUGUGAGGAUACUGGUGUCGCCAUGGUUACUAACAUGAUUAGCCAAUUACAAGAGAGCUUCCCACUCAGGCGCACAGCUGGUUCUUUUGGAAUUUCAUCAGUAUAAAUGAAAUAAACAGAACAUUACACGGCUGCUUGGGGAUAUGAAUUUUAUUUUUGAGUGUCUCUUACGAGUGAGCGAAGUGAACUAGUGAGAGAUACUUUCAGCACACGAAGAUAAAAUUCGUAUCCCUGCUGCGCACCAUGUAAUAUCCUCUAUUAGACAGAUAUCAAUUAAAAAUAACUUUGUUUCACACAUAGUUUUUUAUGUUAGAAGUGUAAUGUUACUAAUUAAAAAUGAAUAGAAGACAUACAAACAGUAACUUCUUCUUGUUGACAUGCAGGUCUAUAGUUUCUCAAUAAGUAAAGAUCACUUUUUAAUCACGGUGUAAUGACAUUAGAAAAAAAAAAACUAUGCGCCACUUUCUGAUUGAGAUUGAGGUCCAACAAUUGCAAGUUGUAAUUCAAGUUAUUUUAAGGAAUUGAUGUAUUGCUCACUCCAAGGAGUGAAAGGGUAAAAGUAAAAUUAAAUUUUUACUUUGAAGUUAAAUUGAAUCAGUUUGUAGAUGUCACUGAUAGGAAUCCUUGUUGUGAUUUUGCUUUGCAGGCUUAAAGCUUCUGAAACAGAGGAAAAGAACAAAGGCAAAGAACUUGAAGAUACUCAGGUAGUUAUUCAUGCCCUUAGUACUGUUGGAUGAAAGAUGCCUUGAUCUAAGGCCUUGCAUUAUGUCCAACUGGCCCUUUCUGGUGCCACUGAAAGGGCUAUGUUGGAUAGUGGAAUGCUUGAAAACACCUUCUACAAAACUGCUCAGGAUUGCCCUCAGAAGUGAAGAUUCAACUUAGAGAUAAAAUGGCCUUUUUCCAUGAUAGCCUGCACCUGUGAGAUUGGCAGACUAAUCUGACUGGAAGAGCCCACUAGACUACUGGCUGUUGACUCAAUCAAAUGUGUUGCAGUUGUGUGUGAAACAUGCAAAACCAGUUGUGUUAAAGUUUACAACAUGCCCAAGUUUGUUUAGCUUGUAAUUUGUGUCGCAAAAUUACCAUACUUAAACUUACCAUUUCUCCUUGAUCUGUAGCUUCAACUUCAACAAGUUUCAGAACAUGCGAAUACUUCUCUUCAUCAAGUUCAGGAACUUGAAGUAUGUAACAACCUUGUCAAUACACAAUGUAUGACUGAUAGCAUUUAUUACCCUUGAAUCAUUUUAUAAACCCUAGCUGAGGAGACAUAAUACUUAGUGUGCUUAACUGUAGAGACACGGUUGUGGAAUCCUAUCGUAAACAAAUGUUGUUAUUGUUGCUUCGUUAUCAGGAAAAGAACAGUGCUUUAACUUCAUCAAUGAGAGAGUUAUCAAAUACAAUAGGACAGCUUCAAGCCAGAGAACAGGAGCUUUUAACAAAACUUAAACUGAAGGUAUUGCAGCCUAAGUGAAACUUGAAAUGAGACCACAUUCUCUCUUUUAGUUUACCAGGAAAUCUAUAGCAUCCAAAAGGAGAAAUUUACAUCUGUAAAUCACGUUUUCUUACACCAACAGAUUGUGACGAAAGUGAUUUUUAAAUGUUGGUGUCUUCAUUCUUUCUUCAACCUACUGGUCUGCAUAAGUGCUUAAAAUGCUUGUUUGUCAGAAGCAUUUUGUGGUGUGGAUUUGCACCAUAGCUUAGGAUUAUCUCUCAUGUUGUCCUGGACAAUUAAUAACAUUUCAUUACUUGCCUAAGACAUAUAUUUGUUGAUUGUGUUUUCACCUAGGACAAUGACAUAAUGGAGGCAAAUGUGAGCUUAGGAGAACUGCAACAAAAGAUAAAACGUCUUGAAGGAUUAUGUCAGGUCAGUAUUGGCAAAAUAAAUGCAGUCGAACCUCUCCACCAUGGCUGCCUUGGGGAAGAAAUGAUAACAAAAAGAUUCCUUGUUACAUCUUUUUCUUAGGAACUAAGGAAAAGUGAAAGUUCAAUCAGGACAGAGAGAGACCAGUGGAGAGAUCAAGCCACAGCUAACAAACAUGAAGUAGAAAAACUGAGAGGUUGGCAGAAGGUCUUCAGUUUUAAAAGUGUAUUUUGGUUUAUUUUUUUGGGUUGUACUUAUUUAUUUGAUAUUUAUUCAUUUGUUUAACUGUUUGUUAGUUUGUCUUUCGUCUCAUAUACUGUAUAGCUGACAGUUUGCGUUCUUGUUUGUUUUUUUUUCCAGUUGAUAUCAGUAAACAGUUUAGUGAUGCAGACGAAGUUCAAGCUGAGCUUGCGAAGGUAAAACUGUCGCGUACCUGUCGCUGCGCAAAACAAAGUUUCAUCUUAUGGCAUUCAGUUAGUUAGGGAAAUUAGCCUGAACCUGAGGAAUUUCAUGGUCAGAAUUUAUCAGAAGUUUUUGGUAAUGUCUGUUGUUUUAUCUGUGUUUUUCAGACCAAGCAAGAAAUUUUAGUUUUGCAGAAGGAACUUUUCUUAGCAGGUAAUAAGAGACAUACGAAUAACAUACGGAUACAUAUGUAUCUUGUACCUGACGUCAAUUGCUACUCUACGAUUUCUUAGGAGAAAGAGAGAAGAGGAAAGAUCAACUGCUUGAUUUACAAAAGUCGAAACAAGAGAGAACGGACUCAGAGUUGCAAAACCUUCGACAAGUAUGUUCAAUUAUUGUUCUUGGAAAUAAAGAUAGCAAAACAGCUUAUGUCGAUUGAUUGUAACAAACAGGAAAGUUAUAAAUCAUGUCGUCCAGUCAUAAUAGAGGGAGAUAGAGUAAUUUUAAAUGCGUUUCGAUUGUCAUUCGAGAUUUCCUCUCCUGUUUUACUUCGCUCUGUGAUGGAUCUAUGGAACCCGUGAUACCAAUGGAAAGCAAAUCUUAAACCAAUCGAGACUUAAGCUCUUUCUAUUGCGUUUUCCCGGGCAGUUUGUUUUGUUUGUACUUUGAAACCUCAUUGCUCAAAGUGCGCUUUUCGCGGGAAUCCAUGGGAACUUGAUUAAGCGAAAAAGCACGGGAAAAUAUAAGGAAAUAUUUAGUUGCGAUUGGUUUAGCUCUGACGCUGAUUAGUUGAGGUGGACACGGAUUUCCUUGACCAAUCAAAGAGGUCAGAAACGGAAAGUAUCCCGAAUUACUUUGUGCGCUCAUCUAUGAAUUACAACGAUAGUCCGCUCAGUAACGGAGUUAGUAUCAGAAUUGAAACUCGACAUUGAAAUACAAAGCAUCUCAAGAGUUUGGUUUUCAGUUAUAAUAACAAGUAAUCUGACUCUGAUUUACCUUGGCAGAUCUGUGAGAGACAACAACGCGACAUUUCUUACAUGCAGCUGCAGUUACAAAGUUCUCACGAUAUGCUGUCCAAACAUGUCACGGAACCUGAGUAAGUUGUAAACUGCUGAAGAAUAGUACGUUUUUUCAAAGAGACAGAACUUGUUUUCACCCAGACUAUCAGAGUACACUAUCAAAUACUUAGUAUAGAAAUUACGUUCAACACAAAAAGGUUAGCUGUUAGUUAUAAUCGGGAAAGGAAAGCGAAUUGUUGACCAGGUGAAGUUGAGGUUGCAGAAAAAAUAAACUUGGAAAAAAUAUGAAAAUUUGCCUCGCUUUCAGCUUCUGACUUCGCAGUUCUGAUGGCCGGAGCCACUAACUGGUUUUCUGCGAGGCUUGGGAUCGUCACAUUGUAGCCUGAGGGUUACAAAAACACAAUAACGACAACAACUACAACAAGAAUUCAGGCUUCAAUAGGCCUUGACGUCAUGCCUCCCAUAUUUCGACUGGGUGUCUCCGCCAACUGAGUUAAUAAGCCACUUAUUGGGAGUGACAGUACUUUUUAUGACUGGCUCCGUCUCUUGAUUUGCAGUAAAAUGUCAGAGUUGGAAUCUAAUCCCCCGGAUGAAGAUAAAAAGCCUCUAAACAGCUUUUACGAUGCCACGAGUUUUAACCUCAAUGGAGACUAUUUUGACAAUCAGGUGAAUUAGGACGGUUUUUUUUCGUUGGUAAAACAAACCUUAAUGACAGCUAUAAAUUUUUUUUCCCGUAACUAUCUGCAUCUAACCGAUUGACAAGGUGGCGCCAGUUUUUUAGACCAAUCAUAGGUCGAAAUAAAGCAAGACAACGCGAUUCUGCAUAAUCAUUUACACUCAAUUUGUAAUUGCUGCAUUUUGAGUUAUCUCUCGUGGUGAAGAAUUUGGUGCAAAUUUUAGAGAAGUUUCUAGUCAUUAGGAUAUUCCUUCUGCUUUGACUCAUUCAGUUUUGCACAUUUUUCUUGUGCUUAGGAUCAAGCGUCCACGAGGUCAAUGGACUUUGAUGGUAUGUCAAUCUCUUACGGGGUUGUUCGAAACAGCGUUAAAAUCCUCGAAAUGUUCUUGUCCUUAUGAGAGUAGCAGAUUUUUAGGCCAGACAUAUUUAAUAAGAGAUCUAAAUGUAUGGCCCUAGUGAACACAAUGUUUUCUAAUUCGGCCAACCUUUCAGUUUCUUUGUAAUUGGCACAGAAAGUACCUACUGUUAGAAAUUUUGUGAGCUUAUGCUCAUGUCCGACUCUGGGCGUCCAAAUGUUCCAUGGUAGAUUUUUGUGGUGAGGAUCAAUAACUCAAAACUGACAGAGAUCUUUGUCGUGUAAGACGUGUACGUGAAGUAUCCUACUUUAAUUUGCAGGCCCAGUCACUUCUAAAGGCACUGAUGAUGACCUCGCAGCUUAUAUUCCAGGUGUGAAACACAGAAACAAAGUGAUUGUCUGCAUAGUAUGAAAAAAAUCUAACCGAUAUUGAUAUGAAACUAGCAAGACAUUAAUGAUAUACAUUUGAAUGCAAAACCAGAAUACGACAUACUCAACUCUCACUUUUUAACGUCAGGGUCAGUGAGAUGUGAACCCUGACACACAUGUACCAUCUGUGUCCAAAUAGCAAGCACAAGCCUGAAUCCUUCGCGCAAACAUUUCACAAGACAAGUUAUUUAACCUUUUACAACCCAAAAUCGGUCUGCAUAUUCUCCAUACUGUUCUCUAAAUAUUUCCUAAGCUGCUGACAAGGAGAAUUUGUCCAAGAAUCAGGAGCUUUUAUAGUUGCUGUUCAUUUCCUUUAUUCUCCUGACCUUUAUGUGUCAUUCGGGGGUGAUAUGGUAAGGAGAAAUUAGUUAUUUGUCACUCUUUGGGGUAAAAGGAUUAAAGCUGAUGCUUCACUUUGUGUUGAAAAUAAUGUCCAACCAAGGUACGGUUACUAUUUUAUAUUAGGCGGUGGUGGAGUGUCCUCCCUUUCCAUGCACGCGACAGCCGGAAGUGACUUGGCUGACGACUAUGACAGCCUUUCGCAAGAUCCACUUCAACCUCCGAUCACUUCAGAAAGAGGCUUCACAAGUUCAAAUGUUGACACGUUUCUUCCUCCCAGGUGAACAAACGUGCUUUUAUCGGGAGUGAACUCUUUACGGGUGUCAUUUCAUAUUUCUUAACAUGACUUAUUUUUUCCUAUCCUAUAGAAACCCCUCUUAUUUCAGCACACCCAACACAAGAACCGACAUUUAUCCGCCAUUAGGUAACCUUUCUCUCACGGGCGUUCGACUAGAGGACCACAGUAGCCUGUUAUCCUUCUCGCCUGGGAGACCAGUGGAAAUUAAUUCCGUAACAACUACGAGACCUGGGGACACUUAUUCCUCUUUCUCACCUGGUGUAUCUGUACCGAAGACGUCCCCUCCUAAGGUAAGAACUGCUCGGUGGAGCCGCCUUUGGUUCAUUGGUGGCCUUGUGAAACCAAGGAGUAAGUUUUCCUCCCAGAAGAAACGGCAAGCAAUUGGAGUGAAUUUUGAGUGUCGUAAAUCCAAAACCAAAGCACUGAAAGAAAAAUGACCAAUUAGAACAAGAAAAUAUCAAGAAGCGACUGUGAGGACUUAAAUUCAGCCAACUACCCUAAGCGCGGGAAAAACGCGAGUGACCAUUACCCGUUUUUUUGUUUGUUUGUUUGUUUGUUUGUUUUUUUUUUGCGAGAUCUGAUUGGUUGAGGUGGCAUGUUUUCUUUUUUUAGACCAAUCACAGAGCGUCAUAAAGUUAACUCACAGCAAUCUCGCAUUGUUGUCCACGUUCAAUUGAAAAUUUCUCCUAAUACUAUUAUUUUUAAGCUUGUGCAUGAUUUUUUCCCAAAUUUAUUUUAGUUUUGAUUUUUAGAACUGCAGUUUUCCUAGAUUCUAUUGAUUAACUGAACAAAUUCAGUUAACUAACGAUUAUAGGUACAAACGCUGAUUUGCGGCUGAAAAAUGCAGGUUGUAACCUAACUUUCGAAUGACAAUCACUGUAACAAUUUGAGAUCCCUUAACGUAGCACAUAACUACUAACGUAGCUCACUGUCAGAUAGUAACAAUAAUACAACUAACAGAAGUUCCAACAACUUGCGUGACAGGACAGCUGUGCCAAGUUGGGUGAACUUUUCUUUUCUUUCUCCUUUUAUUUCGUUCUUACCCCAGGCGGAGGGGGACGCUUCACCGACCAGUAAACUACAUCGUCUGCUCGCGGAGUCUCGACAAAUGGUUCAAAACCUCGAACAAUCCUCCACAUUCUCCCUGACCGGAAGUCCUAAUCAGGUUUGCAUUAGCGUCACGCAUUUCAGUUUGUCACGCUAUACCUUAAGGCUAGGUUGCGUUGGAAAGUGGCUUAGAUGAAAAAAAAAAAAAAAAAAAAAAAAAAAAAAAGAAAAGAAAAGGAAAGAAGUAAAAAAGGAGAAAAACUUAAAACAAAGGUUUUGGCUGGGCUGGUCAACUGGUCACUGCCAGAGGAAGCUUUUCAUGAGUUUUCGCGAAGCAAAAUUUUCAUAUUCCAAACGUUGGCUGAAAAACAUAUCGGGACUGUUUCAAUCAUCGGUAUCUUCCUUUUAGUCUAAUUAGCGAUAAGGCUAACAUUAACAAAUAGUUCUAUUGAAGUUUAAUGAAUGGUAAUGUAUUGCCAUUGUCACUUAACAUUUAAUACAAAAUUCUACUUGUAACCGCAACUGCAAUUACGUCAGUGUCCUUCUUUAAUCAUGUAUUCCUCGCUCGCUAAUAAAGUUCCUUAAUGAUUAUAGGAUAACAAUUGCAUUUGCAGUUAACCAUUUUAAGCUCCCAGCGAGGUCAGACUGAAAUUUUACCUCCCUUUAUUAGUGUGAUAGUUUAAGAAAAGAUUCUUAGAAUUUUAAGACAUUGAUUACUAGGAAAACUUGCUUUGAGUUAAGGAGAAAGUUGUUACUACCUUAGGAAAUAUAUGGAUUUUACUUAAAAUGUGUACUUUUAUUGUACGCAUGCUAAGCCAGUAGAAAUCAGACCCAUUUUCGGAAGAAGUUCCGGUCUCCAAAGUGUGUUUCAAAUCCAGGGGUGUGGUUUUUAAAACUAAUCAAUCAAGAGCGACGUUACAAUAUUUUGUGUCCUCUUUUUCUGCGACAUGCAAAAAUAUCUUCUAGUUGAGGAGAAACAAAAAACGACAGUUAAUUUUGACAGAAAAGCAGCAACACGAGAAGGAAGAUUUUCCAGAACGUGAAAAGGACUUCUAAGGAUGAAGAAGUUUGACCUAGACUCGUGAAUUGAAUGUAGCUCUUUUAACCAGGCUUUCUGUUUGAUUGUCCGGUGGUGUAGUUACAAUCCUGUCUUGUUGGUCAGCUUUUCGUAGCAGGAAGUUGAUACCAAUGAACGCUCUCUAAAAGAUAACACGCUCUGUCUCUGUUUCUCUUUAGGACUCCACGGUUCCCACGAGUGAGCAGUACACACCGCCGCAAAGACAUCUGGGAAGUCCACUACAUUCGCGUCCAAUACCCACCUCUACUGAAUGAAAAGUAAGCAGUACGUAUGGGUAGUGUUUUUUGCGUGAUCUGAUGGGCUGCUUAUGCCGAGCAAGUUAGCUUUAUCCAUUUUAUUUUGAAAGUCUUCAGUUCGCUUUACUAAGCUGCAAAGUAUUUAAACUGUGAACUAUUUUGGAGCCUGUUUGAACCUUUGGCUUAUGACUCUGCAGGAUUAUCUUUCAACAAGUUUUGGCUAAUUCGGCAAGUGAGCUACUUGACUAUAUUAUUUUGUGCUUCGCUACUAAAAACCUACUUUAAACGUGAGUGAAAAAAAAGGACAGAACUAUUCGCAGGUGUGAAAAUUAAGGCCGACUUUUCUCGGGAUGAACUUAUCGUGACAUAACAUCUGGGACAUUGUAACCUAGUCAACGACAAGAAAAUGAAUUUAAAAAAUAUAUAUUAACUACAAAAAACCUCUCUCUUUUCAACGUUUUAGUGGAUCGAUUAGUGGAAUGAUUUAUCGUUCACCUCUAACCUAUAAUCUUUCUCAUCCGUGGGGUUUAUUUUAUUUCAUUUCAUUUUUUGUCUCACUAUACUUUUCUCCCUUGAUAUUGCAGAUUAACAUGUCCACAAUUUUGGGCUGAUCCUAACGACGCGCGCCCGCAGUGCUUCUGUGCUUAAAACUUGAUUCGUCUCACAUUCGGAUCGUCUUCGGAAAUCCGAAUACUUCCGUAAAGCCAGGUGUGACUGCUCGAAUCAAAAUGGUUUCCAACAUUAAUCCACGUGAAGUUAAAUUUUGUUUCGAUAUAAAUAGUAUAGCUUGAGUUACAAUUGUGUUUUAACUGUACAUAACGAAUACUGACUAUUAACUUUACCUUUUUUCAUUAUUUUUUGUUAUGAAAUGAAAGAGAAAAAAAUCCAUUUCGUACAAAUUCAUUCUAAUGUACUCUUUUGUUGACCAAAAAUACAAUGCAAAUAUCUUUGAAUUAUUUUUUUUUAUGAUAUUUUAAAAUUGAUUGAGUUAUAUUGAGAAACGGAUGUAUUUCAUUUUUAAUAUCUCGCCUUUUCAGAUUAAACAAAUGCGAACGAACUCGUUCUCCUCUAUGACACAGUUUGAAAAUUAGUUCUCUUAAGCUUUGAGUUCAUCUCCUACAGGCCAGGUGUUAAAGGCUACACAUUACUACUAGUUUAUAUACAGUUAUAUUGCUCAUGUUGGAUACUGGUGUUAUAAGUUUGGUAUUAUUGUGCAAAAAGAAAAGUUCACCUGACGCAACAUGUCGCAACUUUUUGGAACAGAAGUAGUUAUACUCACAGCAAACGUUCUUUAGCCUUUAGAGUCAUACAACCAUUUUUUCUUUCGUGAUGAGAAACGCGCCUGCAACAAGACGCACGCGUGGCGUAGCCAGAUGGAAAAUUAGCGGAUGAUAUUAGAGCCUCUCUCUUAACCGAUCGCGCGUGUCAGCAGGCAGUCCACGCGUUAUCGCGUGGGUCAUCGCGUUGGAUUUCAACCAGGCAAUCACGUUGGAGGGAAAUAUAUUAGGAACAUUUACUCCAACAUUUUAGCCUAAAUGUCAACCACUAAUCGAGAGGUACAACAGAAUUCUUAUGUUUUGAUACACGUACUCAUUUCAUCUAUUAUACCAACCAGUCGUAAACUUUACAUGAUCAUGUUUUAUUAUCUUGUUUGGUUCGUAAAGAGAGAAUGAUUUUAGAUAGACUCUUAUUUAAUAAUUAUUAUUUAAUUGAUGUGAAUCUAGAAUCUUGUGUAUGAACUGUUGAUUUAUUUCAUUCAGAAUUUGAUCGGGUGGGGCGGGGUGUGAUGACAAGAAAGAAAGAAAGUAAAGUGUGCGAAUCCAAACUGGUUGAUGGCUGUAUUUUUUUUCUUUCUUUCAAAUGUCUUCUUCGAUAUCAACAUAAUUUUAUCAGGAAAUAAUAAGUUCUUGAUUUGAAAAAUGUCACAAUGGGCUCACAAAUAGUUGGUUUCCUCAGGGGGUUCCUGAGCAUGGGCUUCUCCUAUUUCACCCUCCCCUUCCUUGCCGAGUACGCAAAAUCCUCUGAGUUCUUCGUCACUAUUGCCUCGUGUUGGGAUCUUGAAUAACAAACGGCUUACUACAUCUCCAUUGUUUCUUAAUAGUUGCCCGUAAUCAAGAUUAUCUGUCAACUGAAAUACUUUUAGAGCUGGGUUACAAUCUAUCGAUCUGCUGCGUCAGAGCACGUCAUGCUCGUCAGUUCACGUGCCUUGUGAACAGAAAUUCGUGGGGCGAAGAACGUUGUCACGAAACUGAGUUUCGUUUUAUUGUAAAGCGCACGAUUACCAGGCUGCGAAAGUAGAGCUUAUAUCCUCUUAAUUUCCCUCUAAAACGUAUUAGUAUUCAUGCAAUUUUUGUUGCUGAAUAUUUGGUAAAUAUUCUUUUGACCUUAAACGAUUUUGCUAGGAGCUCUAUCUCUGGAGAUUGAAUGUUAUUGGCGCCUGACGCAUAACAAUACGCGAGUAACAAAGCGAAUUCUUUUAAGAGCAAGGGAUCGCUGUAAUUCCUUUUUCUUCCAGAUCACUCAUUGCACGCGGGUAAAGAUAACUUUUAAACGUCCCUUUGUUCCUUCAAUUUUCUAGAAAAAGUUGGAGCAUUGAUUAAAAAAAAAAACAAUUGCGACAAGUGUCAAAAAUUUUAGAAAUUGGCAGCUUGAAUUUUUAUGAACGUUCGUAUUCAUGGAACCAAGGGAUAUUGUCAUUCUAAUUAAUCUAUUUCGCUUGGAAAAUAAUGCCGUCAAAUUUAUUUCCUGUCCUGGGAAAAAAUAAAGAACUGUUUCACUGCUAACAAGCGAACAGGUGCUUCCUAGUUUUCCUCUAUCUGCAUCGAGAUUGAUAGGAGAAAACGCAUUUUGAUUAGUGUGAACUUGAUUUUAUGACUUCUCUGGCGGAGCAAAUUAUGCAGAUGUAAUUAAUAUUAAUUUUAACUCAAAGGUAAUCGUUACUUUUUGGUUGCCACGAAAAUUUUAUCUAAACGAAGUGCAGUCUCGCUUGACCUUCGUUUCAGUUUAUCUCAAUGAAAUGAUGACAGUUUCAUUCGUAAUAUUGGCAGCGUUAUGACUUUUCACCCCGAUAUUUUAAAAACAGACGUGUCUUUCGAUAUGCAAAUACGCUGCGAGGUUUAACAAGUAAAAGAUCACUUAGCAACUCAAAAACUGAAACAUCCGUUUUACUCAGGCAGCAGUAAUUUUCCAUACCGCUCGGUUGUGUUUACCAGUUCGCGACGUUUAACUAGGCUUCAAUGCAAUUAAUACCCUAAGACGAAAAUCGCUUCUUUGUGCUUGACACCUGAAGGAGAACGAAACCUUCUAGAAUUUACAUUCACGUCCUAUGGGUGAUUUCACUUGUUUGAAGUAGAUGAAGCCGGCGAUCAAGGGCAGCCCGAGAGAUCGAUAAUUUUGCGCAGUGUGUUCAGAGUUCAGGUUCAUUUGGAGUCUGAAAGUAAAUUGUUUUUGUCUCGAGUACAAAACUCUGAGUUUGAGCGGAAAAACACACGUGAGUACAAGUUAUGUGUAAACAUGGAACGUGCAGUUGAUGUAUUGCGAGACGCUUCAGUAUGGCUUCGAUCUCUGCCAAAGGGAGAUAUUAAUGAGAAGCAAGAAGAAGGAUUCCCGUUCAAGGAAGAUGCUCCCACGACAAAACCUGACGCCAUCUGGUCUAAAACUAAAGAACCCCAGAUCGUCGUCGAGACUGAUUCGUUUGACAAAAAGAAACUGAAGGAUAAAGAUGAUGAAUUCAACUUCGACAAGGCGCGAGAAAAACUGCGAGAGAAGCUUGAAUCUGUAUUAGCUUUUCCGAGCGAACUGAAGGAAAAAUUCCAAACGAAAUUUCUCCACGACACCGCAGUUAAAGUUGACAUUUCCGAAAGAGAAGAGACCAGAUCCGGGAAAGAAACCGACUUUGAUCGAGAGUAUGACAUAAUCGAAUUGCGCGAAAAUAUAUUCGUCAUCGGAGGAGCAACCGAGGGCAACGAAAGCGAGCCCUCUUCGGCUGUUGGAGUCUUCAAUUGUGCCGAAAGAACAUGGCGGGAAAUUGCGCCUUUGCCGGUGAAGACAACGGCUUGUUAUGCUACGGAAGUAACAGCUAUUCCUGCUCUUGUGGUUGCGGGCGGUUUUGGUGGAUGGAAGGCCCUUAACACGGUUCAGAUGUACGACUGGGUUACUAAGGAAUGGUGCAUCCUUAAACCAAUGAGAAAAAGACGAUGGGGCUGUUAUGCGACAGGAACAGAGCACGGGAUUCUCGUAGCUGGAGGCUGCGACCAAGGUACUGUCCUAAGCAGUGUCGAACUCUACAACGUCAAGAAGAGAGAGUGGUUCACACUUCCAGAGAUGCUGGAACCCCGCUGCAACUUUGGUGGCGGAAUCAUCGACCGGAAGCUGCUUGUGGUUGGAGGUGGAUCAGGCUUCUACUUCAACAGCGCUAAGAAUUCAGCUGAAAUUUUCGACGGAGAGAAAGGAAAAUGGACAAAGCUACCGCCAAUGAAGCGAAAGCGCUACGGCUGUGCUGCUGUGGCAUGGAAAAGAAAGCUUUUUGUGGUUGGUGGCUGCGACAAGAGCGGAUCCGAUGUGCUAGAAAUUGAGGCGUUUGAUUUGGAGGGACAUGUAUGGCUAAACUUUCCUCCGUUACCCGUAGGAUAUUCUUUGUGCCGGGCUAAAAUUGUGCAAAACAUGCUCGUGGCAUUUGGCGCUGAUGGUGGUGAAAAUACCGCAUAUGCCUUUGAUUUUGAACUCAACAGAUGGGAGAGGUAUAUCGAGUUACCACAAGGCAGAAAUGCUUACGCUAUUGGAGUUAUCGGCAUUUAA